AGAAACAAGUCAGCACAAGAAAACGAGUGGGUGUCUAAAAACGGUCACCAGGCGAAUGAGGGCAACAAGUUGGUUUUGUUUUUCCAAACAGGAGGCUACAGAUGGUGACUGGAGUUAUGUUAGUAUAGCUAAAAGGUUUGACGCGUAAAUAAAUUAAUAACCGCGUUCAAAAUGAGCUUCUCGGUGUUGUCGUAUGAGAGUUUGGUUCAUGCUGUGUCAGGAGCAGUGGGAAGUGUGACUGCCAUGACAGUGUUCUUCCCUCUUGACGCUGCCAGACUGAGGCUACAAGUGGAUGAAAACAGGAAGGCCAAAUCAACGCCAACCAUUCUGGCAGAAAUUGUCAAGGAGGAAGGACUACAAGCCCCGUACAGAGGCUGGUUCCCUGUCAUCUGCAGCCUGUGCUGCUCCAACUUUGUCUACUUCUACUGCUUCCACAGCCUCAAGGCGAGCUGGCUGAGGGGAAAGCAGUCAACACCAAGCACUGACUUACUCAUAGGCAUUGCUGCAGGUAUUGUGAACGUACUGGUUACCACACCUUUGUGGGUGGUCAACACCAGGCUGAAGCUUCAGGGUGCCAAGUUUCGAAAUGCAGAGAUACGGCCCACCAACUACUCUGGCAUUCUGGAUGCAUUUGUGCAGAUCAUCCGUGAUGAGGGCGUAGGAGCGCUGUGGAAUGGGACCUUCACGUCCCUGCUGCUGGUGCUGAAUCCUGCCAUCCAGUUCAUGAUUUAUGAAGGUCUGAAGAGACAGCUGAGGAGAGGAGUUCCCAGAGAGCUGUCAGCUGUUGAGGCCUUCAUCAUCGGUGCUGUUGCCAAAGCUGCUGCCACCAUUGUUACGUACCCACUGCAGACGAUACAGUCCAUUCUCAGGUUCGGUCAGUUCAACGAGUCAACAGACAAGUCAAAACUACUGUCCAGUCUAAGGACUAUCAAGUGUCUGUUGGUCAACAGAGUGAGGAAAUAUGGCAUGCUGGGUCUGUUUAAAGGCCUUGAGGCCAAGCUGCUGCAGACGGUGCUGACUGCUGCCCUCAUGUUCCUUUUCUAUGAGAAGAUUGCCAGCUGCACUUUCAGAGCCAUGGGACUGAGCAGCAGCCACUACAAGAGACGCUAGGUAGCAUCACACCCAGGGAUGUUUGACCUUAAAGCACUGAAUUAGCCUCUACACCAAGCCUGUUAUGUGUGGUGUCCGUACUCUUAAAGGGUAACACCACCUAAAUUAAGAAUUCCAAUAUGUUAUUUCAGUGGUCUAGGAAAGUUUAAUCAGUAUUUGUGAAAAUGAGCGACUCUCUCUCUCUCAAAGCCAGAAACAUUUCCCUGGGUGCUCUUAGUGCCAUCUAUGGAGUCUAGUCUAGUCUAGUCUAUGGAGCAGCUCCAGACUUGCUACCAUAUUACAUGACAAAUUUGGGUUUUAGCACUCUAAUUUUUGGAUUAUGGAGAGAGUUGUUAAUGUUUACUUAUAUUUUUGUACUUUCUUAGACCAUAGGAACAGCAUGUAUAUAUUUUAAAAGUGGGAGAAGUUCCUCUUUUAAAGCACUGAAUGACUGUAGUGAUCACUGCUCACAGACCCCAUGAUGGGGACUUAUGCCUCCUGGAAAAACUCACUUUCUUUUAAUCUUUAAUGGUGACCUAAUCCUACCAACACUGCAACUAAUAAACAUUACAAACUUUAAGUUAACCUCUCCCUGUAAAUAUACUGAUUUUGUUUUUCUGUAAAACCCUGAGCUGAUGGAUGAUUAUGCAACAGCUGCUGGACUGUUUGUUUUGUUGUAAAUGUGAAUUCUUCAUUUCAGCCUGUCUUCACUGUACCUUACUGUAAGAAUGUAAAAGUAGGACGAGGAAUUUAAAUGACUUCCUUAAGUUUCAUUUUCAGUGUACCAACACAGCCCUGGCUCCUCGUCGAGCUCUGAACAGAACCAAAAAAACAUUACUGGAAGAAGUGAAGUGAGUUUCAUAAGAACAGAAAUGAAACUAAAUCAGAGUUGCAGCUCCUUCAGUCCCAUUCACCAGUCUGGACAGAUAAAGAGAUCCUGAGCUUCCAUAGUCUACAGAGAAGGAGAAUUUAGAUUUAAAAAUAGAUAUUUCAUUUGUAUUUUUUAUGACUUUAUUAUUUGUACAUAAGCACGUCUAAAAACAAAUUUCCCUCCAUGAUUGUUUGUCAGUGUCUGACAGAAAACCAGUGUUAUAAACUGGGAGCAGGGAGUUUGAAAGAUUAAUAAGCAUGAAUAGUAUAAUGAAGGAUGCUGCUGAGUUGCAUUAUGGGACGUGUAGGAUGUGGCAGUUUUGAAGCUGAUGAUCCUUUUGUGAUUUUUGUAUACAUACAUUUUUGUUCCUUGCUUUCUGUUUGCCUGUUGAGUGUUGUUUUCCUUCAGCCCGGAGUCCUGGGGAGAAAAUCAUUAAAUAAACAUGCAAACACAGAUUA
Epinephelus fuscoguttatus (brown-marbled grouper) is the source of this 2418-nucleotide messenger RNA. RefSeq names its product solute carrier family 25 member 17 (gene slc25a17). Gene Ontology annotation, biological process: transmembrane transport. Lineage: Eukaryota; Metazoa; Chordata; Actinopteri; Perciformes; Serranidae. The record is from RefSeq and is a predicted model, not a curated record. Gene Ontology annotation, cellular component: peroxisomal membrane. Gene Ontology annotation, molecular function: coenzyme A transmembrane transporter activity; ADP transmembrane transporter activity; FMN transmembrane transporter activity. Bases 172 to 1110 code for a protein of 312 amino acids. The transcript is spliced from 9 exons.